AAAGAUCCAAAAAAAGGAAACGAUUGGAAUAUUUUUUUAAAUUGGAAGUUCUCCCCAGGCCCUUUCUUAACUUAGCGGGGUUUCAAGCGAUCGUCGUUGGAGUUUUGCGUCACGUGUGUAAACUCGUUCUGUGAUUGGCUGUAAUGGCUUUAAAAUAGUUGUGGAGGGAAAAAACGAAAUUCUGACAAAGACAACACAUGCCAGGGAAAAAGAAAGACAAAAUCACACCAUUAUUCGGUUGAUCUUCCCUGUCUUUUUCAUGAAAGAAACAGCAAUGUCUGCUGCUGCUUUAGUUGGUAGCUUUGACGAUAUAGUUCGCUCAGCAGCGAUUUUAAGCGAGGGAAUCGAGGGAGAGUUCUUGAAGUUUGUACUACAGCAAGAAGACUGCCGUAAAAAGUGGUUAGAAACUGAGAAUAGCUGUGUUAAACUGAAACAAGAGAUUACUAAAUUGAAGGCGGAAAACGAAGCCCUUGAUGUCAAGCUAAAGCAUGCUCGAAAUCAGAUUGAAAUCGAAAUCAAGAAAAGAAUGAAGGCAGAGGCUGCACAGGACCACUUGGACCGACAAGUGGCACUGAUAAGGGAGCUGCUGACUGACAAAGAAACAAUGAGUCGACUGAAUGAAAAUGAGAGGCAAACCCUGAUGCAAUCAAUUCAAGUCAGUCAAAUGCACAAUGAUGAUCAGCGGAGCCCAAGAAAAAGACCAUAUUAUGGUAUUGAUGAAUCAUCAGCAUCAAUUCUGUCACCAUCUGAUAUCAGCUAUGAUACCACUGCUGAUGAUCUUGAUGAACCAGCCCCUCAAAAGAAUGUGCAUACCUAUCUCAAAAGUGAACCUUCUGCUCCUUCAGUUGAUGAGCUUGGGGGAGGAACUCCACCAAAGAAAUUGAAGACUUCCAUUGAUCAUGUGAUUCAGGAUAAUGUUGUUGCUGGUACCAAGGUUACAGUCAGUCCUGAUGGCCCUAUUAAAGUAUCAGCAUUUGUGAACACAUUACCAAGUCCUAACAGACCAACUAUCAGACCUGAAGAUAUUAAUGAUGUAGGUUUACCAAAAUCUAACUUGUAUCCUGCUCUUCCUGUUUCAAGAACACCAUCAACAAGGGAGACUCCAAAAAGCACUAACAGCAUCAAAACUGGAAAGAGAAAGAAGUCGCAUAUCUUUUGCUCCAAGACUGUAAUCAAGCCAGAAUCAUGUCAACCAUGUGGCAAGAGAAUAAAGUUUGGAAAGUUGGCUUUCAAAUGCAAAGACUGCCGUGCUGUGUGCCACCCAGACUGCAAAGAUGCAGUGCCACUUCCAUGUAUUCCUUCAAAUUUCACUCCCGGUUCUGGUCAGAAGAGACCGGAAGAAACCAUUGACUUUUAUGCUCCAUCAACAAGUCCAAUGAUACCUAACAUUGUGAUCGAAUGUGUUCAAGAAAUUGAAAAGCGAGGCCUUACUGAGGUUGGUCUUUACCGUGUCCCAGGUGCUGAGCGCACCGUCAAAGAAAUCAAAGAAAAGCUCCUCCACGGAAAGAUGAGAAAAUUGCAUGACGAGAGCGUCGAUAUCCACGUUAUUUGUGGGGUACUGAAGGACUUCUUUCGUAACCUUGCUGAACCUAUCAUCACUUAUCAGCUUUGGCAGUCAUUUACGAGUGCCGCAGCUAGUCAAGAUGAUAUUGAUAGCAGCAGUGCACUAUACCAGGCAGUAAGCGAGCUUCCCCAAGCCAACAGAGAUACACUGGCGUUUUUGGUUACGCAUCUUCAGAGGGUCUCUCAGUGCCACGAAUGCAAAAUGACCGUCCAGAACUUAUCCAAAGUGUUUGGUCCUACAUUAGUCGGGCACUCAACGCCCAAUAUCGAGCCAAUUGACAUGUUACGGGAAGUGAAAUUACAACCACCUGUCUUGGAGAAAUUACUCGCUAUGCCUGUCGACUACUGGAACCAGUUUUUGAACGUUGACGAAAAUCUGCGCUCCCCACCCUACAACCCUAAUACUCACCGAUCAGACGGCACCCCCCUGACCCCAGAGUGCAGACCAGUGCCUCAAAGCAUGCUUGGACCGAUAUCUGCGACUCCCGGAAAAGGAUCCGUGAAAAAGAAGGGAAGUUUUCUCUCUCGAACGCCACUUACACCAAGGUUCGGAAGCAAGUCUAAAGUCCCGAAUAAGCGACCAACACACUUUUUCGCUUCUCCUAUGUUGAAGUAAUUGCAAGCAAAGAUGGCGUAGAAAUUCUUUAAUAUUAUAAAAUUCUAAUGCAUGUAGAUCCCUUAAAUGUUAGACAACUUUGACAUUAUCUAAACCAUCUACGAUGUUUUAUAUAUUUCCUUUGUUAUAGUAAUACACUUUUUUGUUGUUUUUUUCUUUUUUUAGAUCCUAAAAUAAUCGAUAUUUAGUUACCAGUUGGGUGUAUAAUGCUCAACAUAGAUUUGGCGCUAAGUGGUAAAAUAUUUGGCCAUGACCACCGCAAAAAUAAGUAACUGUCGAACUUGGAAAUUAAAAUACUGUUUGAUUGGAAAGUCAUAAAUUAUGACCUUUUUAAAAAUAUUUACAUCCUACAUAACACCAAGAAUAAAUGAAUUACUAGAAUUAUAUUUUGAGGAAGACAAUUUUCCUCUUGAACGUGCUUCCUGUCAAGCAAAAGCUUGGGAAUCCGCCUACAAUUUUGUACCUUAGUUUUUACUGACGAUAACUAUUGGCUAUCUAUUUGCCACUGUAUUCAAUAUGCAAUAAGCUUUGAAUGUUAUUGUGACUUAAAAUAUAAGAGAAUAUCAAAAGACACAGUAUUUUAUACCUUAAA
Molecule: messenger RNA, 2771 nt
Organism: Actinia tenebrosa (Australian red waratah sea anemone)
Lineage: Eukaryota; Metazoa; Cnidaria; Anthozoa; Actiniaria; Actiniidae
Product: rac GTPase-activating protein 1
Biological process (GO): mitotic spindle midzone assembly; mitotic cytokinesis; Rho protein signal transduction
Cellular component (GO): midbody; nucleus; centralspindlin complex
Molecular function (GO): GTPase activator activity
Source: RefSeq, a predicted model, not a curated record